UUAUGUUCAGUUUGUUAUAAUUAGGUUACUUCAAUUAAAAGAAGUUAUUCAUUUUCUGAAGAGGUUGCUGAGAAAAAUGUUAUCUAUUUUCUUUGCUAGAUAUAUUUUCAAAGACAUAUUAAAAAUGAUUUGUUUAAAAAAAAACUAUUAUCUACUUUCUUUGUUUCAGUAAAUCUUCAUCUAUUUUUUUUUUGAAUAAUUCAGACAUUUUUUGAAGUGAAAAGUUCUUUGUACAAUUCUCGCUACUGUCAUAUUAUCAAUAAAUAUAUUUGUAUUUGAUUACUUGUCAGCCAAUCUAAGAUAAGAAAAAGAAAGAAAAAAAGAUAAUAGCUUGAUCAUAUUGAAAUAUAUGUACUAUCUUGACCACAUAAAAAUAGCUUCAAAUAUUUGAGAGGUUUUAAAAUCCAAGAUUCUCAAAAUAUCUGGCAUAUGUGUCCAACUUGCAAGGGAUAUAAAUGAUGUCAUUGUUGUACUUGAAAGGCAGAAAUCCAAAGGACUCCUAUACACACAAAUUGUAAGAUUUGAUCAAAUGACGCGAUGUGUUUUCUUUCUUCCGUCUGUCUAAGUAAACUUCAUCGGACUUGGUCAUGUUAUGUUGGCACGAAUGAACAAGGCGACAAAAAAGAAAAAAAGACAUGUUGUUGACACGAGAGAAAUAAUUGUCGGGCUUUGCAAGUUAAAACAGGCCCAUUCAAAGAAACCAGUAAGACCCAACUACGACCAGAAGAAAGAAAAAAAUCAGCCUGUUGAGUUGACAAAUCGUUUUAGUCGCCUACUUACAAUCAUUUGAAUUCUAGAAGAAUCAUAAAAAAAAUAAAGACAUUGAGUGGCACGCACGUUCCACUUCUCUAUCACAAAAACGUGAGAGAGACAAACAACAUUACAAAACAUGAGAGCUUCUUGGUCGCCGAUCAUAUCCGAGUAGUUAGGAGUUUUGAAUGGUUGUUUGUCUGAAAUAAUGGGUUGUAUUUGCGCUACCGCGCGUUCUCCAAACGCCGCCGUUGCCAACACUGACCUAUUGGAUUCAAGCAAAUCCAUCCUUCAACUUCUCCCUCCUCCUUCGUCCUCUUCAUCUAAAACGGAAGGAUCUUUCACACGUCCAAACUCUUCAGCUUCCAUCACCGUCGUGGCUAAUGGUUAUCCAGUGGCACGCCGUCCCUCCACCUCAUCUGAUCGAAACAGCAAUAACCCAGUAGUUAUUGUCGGAGCUCCAACCAGGAGAGUUACGGCUAUGCCGGUGGGGCAGCCUAAGCAGAAGUCAGAGAGUUUGACUCUGGAUAAAGCAGAAUCCACUAGCGGAGAAUGGCCAUCUUGGUUGGCUUCUGUCGCCGGAGAAGCCAUCAAGGGAUGGACCCCUCGCUCCGCAGAUUCCUAUGAGAAGUUAGACAAAAUUGGACAGGGGACAUACAGCAGCGUGUACAAAGCCAGAGACCUUGAAACAGGAAAGAUUGUGGCGAUGAAGAAGGUUCGGUUUGUUAACAUGGAUCCAGAGAGUGUUCGGUUUAUGGCCAGGGAGAUUCUCAUUCUUCGUAAGCUUGACCAUCCUAAUGUCAUGAAGCUUGAAGGUCUAGUCACCUCUAGACUCUCAGGUAGUCUCUACCUUGUCUUUGAGUACAUGGAACACGACCUCGCUGGUCUAGCCGCAACUCCUGGAAUCAAAUUCUCUGAAACUCAGAUCAAAUGUUAUAUGCAACAGCUGUUUCGUGGUCUUGAACAUUGCCACAGACGAGGAAUCCUCCACCGUGAUAUCAAGGGAUCUAAUCUCUUGAUUAAUAACGAAGGUGUUCUGAAGAUUGGUGACUUCGGUUUGGCUAAUUUUUACCGGGGUGAUGGAGAUCUCCAGCUGACAAGUCGCGUUGUAACAUUAUGGUACAGAGCGCCUGAGCUGCUGCUUGGUGCAACUGAGUAUGGACCAGCCAUAGACCUCUGGAGUGCCGGUUGCAUUCUCACUGAGCUCUUUGCUGGAAAGCCUAUCAUGCCAGGACGCACAGAAGUGGAGCAGAUGCACAAGAUCUUUAAGCUAUGUGGUUCACCCUCAGAAGAUUACUGGAGAAGAGAAACUCUACCACUUGCAACAAGCUUUAAACCAAGUCACCCUUACAAGGCUGUUCUUGGUGAGACCUUCGGUCAUUUCCCUGCAUCAGCUCUGGCACUUAUAAACAAGCUACUAGCAAUAGAACCUGAGAAACGUGGAUCAGCUGCUUCUGCAUUGAGGAGCGAGUUCUUCACCACGGAGCCACUCCCUGCUAAUCCAUCAAGCUUACCUAGAUAUCCACCAAGCAAGGAACUUGAUGCUAAGCUUCGCAAUGAAGAAGCAAGAAAAGUAAGGGCAGAGGAUAAAAAGAGAAGAGGGGGAGAGACAGUGACAAGAGGACGGCCAAAGGAUCUUAAAACUGCGCAGACACCUGAGUUUAUGGUCGCAGGGCAGUCCAAGGUCACAUGCAUAAGCCAUAAGUUCAAAACAGACGAGGAAGGCGGCACAGGGUUUAGGAUUGAACCACCUAGAAAAGGGAUCCAACAGAACGGCUACGCUCAUGCUUCUACAGUGGUUCACCCAAGUGUUGCUGAUACGGAAUGGAACAGAGGAGGAAGCAUCAAAAGGGAAACCAAUGCAGAGCUGAAGUCAAGGGUAACACAAACAGGAGACUUGCCUGGUGAUUCUUGUAGGAGAAGUUCCAGCAGAGAUUACUCAACCGGAAACGCACCAAGGAAAAACAGGAUUCAUUACUCAGGACCAUUGAUGCCUCCUGGUGGAAAUCUUGAUGAAAUGCUCAAAGAACACGAGAAGCAGAUCCAACAAGCUGUCCGCAAAGCUCGUGUCGAAAAGUCAGGGCAACAGCAGCGUUACACAGGAAGAAAUGCUCGGUAGCUAAAAGAGAGAGUGAGAGAAAGAGAGAACAAGAAGAAAAAUUAAAAUACAUAGCAACAUGUUUUGAGGUUUCAUCAAAGCCAUAGAAACUCAUUAAGGGUUUUUGUUUUGGGCUCUUCAGUGCGUGAAGCCAGGGGUUGAUGCAAUGUAUAGACAAGUUUAUUUUUCUUAGGCCAACGAGAUUGACCACACAAAAUGUCAAACUUCCUUUUGUACAUAUACACACAAGGUUUCGGUUGACUUGAGAGUCAAGCAAACAUGUGUUUGCAAGCAAAACCAAAAUAACUCAAAGAAAUGUGCUACUCAAUUUUGAAAUAGUAUUUCUAAGUGACAACAAUUCCGCAUAUCAUGCUAAA
This is a messenger RNA of Brassica rapa (field mustard), 3225 nucleotides long. RefSeq names its product probable serine/threonine-protein kinase At1g09600. Gene Ontology annotation, cellular component: cyclin-dependent protein kinase holoenzyme complex; nucleus. Lineage: Eukaryota; Viridiplantae; Streptophyta; Magnoliopsida; Brassicales; Brassicaceae. The record is from RefSeq and is a predicted model, not a curated record. Gene Ontology annotation, biological process: protein phosphorylation; positive regulation of transcription elongation by RNA polymerase II. Gene Ontology annotation, molecular function: ATP binding; RNA polymerase II CTD heptapeptide repeat kinase activity.